Messenger RNA from Rhizoctonia solani, 1443 nucleotides. Its product is annotated as major facilitator superfamily transporter. The coding region runs from base 1 to 1443 and encodes 480 amino acids. The record is from RefSeq and is a predicted model, not a curated record. NCBI's taxonomy places the organism in Eukaryota, Fungi, Basidiomycota, Agaricomycetes, Cantharellales, Ceratobasidiaceae. The transcript has 9 exons. Gene Ontology annotation, molecular function: transmembrane transporter activity. Gene Ontology annotation, cellular component: fungal-type vacuole membrane. Gene Ontology annotation, biological process: transmembrane transport.
AUGGCUGAAGUUCAAGAUAUUCCGCUUCAAACUCUGUCCAGGCGGGGUGACCACUCGACUGGGGCGAGCACGGUUGCCGCCUCUCGCUUGACAUCCAAGGACGAUAGUAAUACUCAAGUCGCGUCGGAGAGUGGGCAGAGGGAAACCAAUUCAUUGCCACAUCAUGAAGGGCUUUCGCUCCCGCCUAUAGACAAAGGCUUUGCAGCAUGGUCGUUUGUGGCCGCAGCAUUUAUGCUUGAGACCCUGGUUUGGGGGUUUGGAUUCACAUAUGGCGUAUUUCAAGAAUACUUUCUUCAUCACCGCACAUUCGGAGACGCGUCUGAAGCAGCAAUCGGUGCGGUCGGAACUGUAUCUCUUGCAAUCGAGUACUUUGAGGUCUUGAUCGUGAUUUUAAUAGCGCAGCAGUGGCCCCACAGGACGAGACAAAUGAUGUGGUCGUCACUUGCCUUAUGCUGCGGAAGUCUACUUCUUGCUAGCUUUGCCACUAAAGUAUCCCAUCUCAUUCUGCUUCAAGGUGUCCUCUUUGGAAUCGGAGGCGGGGGGCUCUAUGCACCUGUCAUCAUCUAUGGAAAGUUGUCAGAAUGGUUUGUCGCCCGUCGAGGCUUAGCAGGCGCCAUUAUAUUCGGAGGUUCGGGGGCCGGAGGUGCUUGCUUCCCCAUUGCUGUUAAUUACCUCUUGACUAAUCUUGGCUUUCGGUGGACCCUCCGUAUUUGGGCAGGAUUCAUGCUCGUAUUCGGAGCCCUCGCACUCGCAUUCACGCGACCUCGCCUACCAGUCGUCCGACCGCAGGGCUCAGACAGUCCCAAUCUGUGGACGCGAAUCAAGAGGCAGCACUGGAGUUUCGUGAAGAGCCCUUUGUUCAUUUGCAUGACCACGACGACCUUUAUCCAAGCACUCGCCUAUUUCCCUGUUUCUUUAUACAUGGCUGUGUAUACUGUCUCUUUGGGCCUGCCUGCUCUAAAUGGAACUCUGGUUCUUUCGGUGUUUAAUUUGUCGAGUAUUAUUGGCCAAAUCAUCUUCGGUCAUGUAUGCGAUAUCGCCCCAUAUCAAUACGUAGUCAUUGCUUCCGGCGCGGGUGCUGCGCUCUCCGCAUAUCUCCUUUGGGGUUUCGCACAUAGCUUGGGCUUGAUUUUCGCCUUUGUUAUAGUCUUCGGAAGCAUCAGCGGUGGCUUUGGAUCUGUCUGGCCUGCGGCCUCGGUGGACAUUGCCGGCUCUGAACAAUCUGCGGUAUCAAAUGUUUUUGGACUUCUUGCGAUGACAAAAGGAGUGGCUGCCGUUAUUGGUCCACUUAUCGCUGCAGAACUGUAUCAUCCCGAACAGUCAGCUAUGAGAGGUACCUAUUCCGGAUAUGGUUUCAAGGACGUGACAUUAUUUGUGGGAAGUAUGAUGGCCGCAACCGCCGCAGGGGGAGUGGCUACUAGGCUAGCUAAGAGGAUUAUUUAG